Patella vulgata (common limpet) is the source of this 1744-nucleotide messenger RNA. Its product is annotated as potassium voltage-gated channel protein Shaw-like. Gene Ontology annotation, biological process: protein homooligomerization; potassium ion transmembrane transport. Gene Ontology annotation, molecular function: delayed rectifier potassium channel activity; protein binding. Gene Ontology annotation, cellular component: voltage-gated potassium channel complex; membrane. NCBI's taxonomy places the organism in Eukaryota, Metazoa, Mollusca, Gastropoda, Patellidae. Bases 89 to 1744 code for a protein of 551 amino acids. The transcript has 3 exons. The record is from RefSeq and is a predicted model, not a curated record.
GUCUGGUUAAAACGUUCGACAUCAUGAGAUUUAAGGGGCUUGUUGUUGCUGCGAUGAAGGGACUGAGUGAACCCGGACAACACGUGCAAUGAUAUUUCCCGAUAAUAAGUUUAUCAUGAGCGAAAUUAUUCGGGAAACAAAGGCAGACAAACAUGGUAUACUGCUCCAGGACGAGGUGGGGAAUACCCCAAGACGAGAGGGGAGAAAACUGGCUGGGGGUUGUGCGAGGUUACUUUUGAAUGUUGGAGGGGUAAGACAUGAAACGCAUGUGUCGACCCUCCGUAAUGCACCUAAUACUCGACUCGCUAGAUUGGCUGAAAAUCACCUGGAAUCCGGAUGUAAAACUGAGGAGUAUUUUUUUGAUCGACAUCCAGCUGUUUUCAAUUCUGUUAUUGAUUAUUACCGAACAGGUGAGCUCCAUGUGCCAUUAGAAGUUUGCGGUGCCGUGGUGAAAAGAGAACUGGAUUUUUGGCAGAUUAAUCAGUAUAAGAUUAAAGCGUGUUGUUGGCGACACUACAGAUCGUAUAUCGACAACCAGCGGAUAUUAGAAUCGUUCAACAACAGUUUAUUAAAGGAAAAUGUUAAUGUGAAUUUAAAUGGCUUGGAAGGGUGGUUAAAAAUACGAACUAGAGUCUGGUUGAUUCUGGAACAUCCGAGAACAUCUACUACUGCCAUGGUUUAUGGUAUUACGUCAUUUCUUUUCGUCAUGUUGUCAAUAGCUGGAUUCUGCCUAGAAACACUUCCGGAUCUUCGACCAGUUAAAAACGUCACCAAGUCAUGUGAUGGUGAUGAAACAGGAGAACCAAUCCCGAACGUGAUCAGCUCUGACGAAGCUCUGAACGUUGUGGAUAUAAUUUGUACCAUUUUCUUCACUCUGGAGCUUAUAUUCCGUUUCAUAUUUUCUCCAAAUAAAAUUAAAUUUGUGCGCUCAGCGAUGAACAUUAUUGACCUUUUGGCGCUGGUUCCGUUGUAUGUGCAAGUCUUCUUCAUGCAGUCAGAUCUCCAGGCGUGUUAUUUGAAUGAACGUUUUGUGAUAGAGGUUAUGUUUAUUUUGCGUAUUAUUCGAAUGUUUCGUAUCUUCCACUUAGUCAAACAUUAUCAGGCAUUAAAGGUUUUGGUGUAUGCGAUAAAAGCUAGCAUUCAGGAACUCUUAAUGCUUUUCAUAUUUCUAAUGAUCGGCAUGCUCGUGUUCGCUACUAUGAUUUACUAUGCAGAAAGAACAGACGCUUUAACCCCUAGUGAUAAAUUCAAUACAAUUCCGAUGGGAUUCUGGUGGGCUAUAAUUACCAUGACAACGGUCGGAUAUGGUGACGUGUUUCCAACGCGGCCAAUCGGAUAUGUCGUAGGAACUGCGUGUGCUGUGAGUGGUGUUCUACUCGUAGCUUUGACUAUUCCCGUUAUUUCGAAUAAUUUCUCGCUUUUUUAUACGCACGUGCGCUCACGUGCUGGUGUUCCUCCGGAGGCGAACAUACCGGAAACAAGCUUGGAACAUAUAGGGAUGGAAGACCGACGACUGUCCAACGCAUCCACGAUUACGGAACCAUUUAUGAAUGGAAAAACUCAGUAUCAUGAAAAUGGGACGCACCACCAAGUGUAUGUGCCAAUUGCAAAGUUUUCGGAAUCAAAUUCAAUGACAGAUAUUAUUUUACAACGCGAUACGUCAGAAUAUCAGUUCAAACGAUCUACAUCAGCUAAAGCGCACUCUGACGACGGUGUCCAAUACCAAGGGGAGUCAAUCAUAUGA